CUUCAACAUUAUAAAAAGCUUCCUCCUUGGAUGCGUCUUAUUUGCUAACCUUGAGGAGAGGUUGGCUCCUUCUUGUAGUUAGGAUUGUGAGAGGUAACUUACAGACUACCCGUCUUAAGAAGUAGAGACUGUCAGGCAGUAAAUGUGUUGCCGUAAUAUACAGUUAGCUUUGUAGCUCUGCAGCUCGCUAAAACAGAGCGGCCAAGCUAGUGCGAGCUAACAGCAGCUACUGAGGAGACCCCGUAACAUUCAACGUUGGAGAGCUAACAUUACAGUCAUGAAGGAACACAGUUAAAAGCGACAGUUGUCAUGACAUGUUGCUACGUAGCAUCGUAAUCUAACAGCAAGUCUGUAGAGACACUCAAGUAACAUUACAAGCUUCAGAGGAAGAUGAACACAUCCAUCCCAUGGUUCCCUAUGAAUCUCCCCUGGAGUGGGAGGGUGUUUUGAGAAAGGAGAGGCACGCAAGGAGAUUAUAAACAAGAGUCAUGAAUCUCCAUCAGGUCCUCACAGGGGCCGUCAACCCUGGAGACAAUUGUUUCUCUGUAGGGAACGUCAACAAUGUGCCAUUCACGGCCUAUGCGUCAGGUUGUGACGUGGUGAUUUUGGGCAGUGACUUUGAGCGACUGCAGAUCAUCCCGGGAGCCAAACAUGGAAACAUCCAGGUCGGAUGUGUUGACUGUUCACUGCAGGGCGGACAGAUUGCAGCUUCCUAUGGAAGCAUCGUUUGUGUCUUUGAGCCUGUUCAGCACCCAUGUCAAAAAGACACAUCUCAAACUAAGUUGAACUGCCAAUGGCAGAAGACUGGUCAAUUUGUAUUGCAGUCUAUGGUACGAAACCUGGCCUGGCAUCCCACAGGCAGCACUCUUUUAACUGGCUCUACAAGCCUCCAGUUGUGGUCUCAUGUUGAUGGAGUGAUAGAUGAAGCUGAAGAAGGAGGCAAGCAGACAGAAAUGACCAUGAGAGACUCUCAGUCUGCCUGGAGGUGUAUCUGGCAGAGCAAGACGGCCUCUCCGGUCACUUUAAUUAAGUUCUCUCCUGACGGGGAAUUCUUUGCUACAGCUGGACAGGAUGAUUGCCUCGUAAAGGUCUGGUACAGCACCAGUAAGUGGAAGUCAGGAGUUUCCAGACUCUUUAAACCUCCAGAGGCCUGUGUUGACGUCCAGGGAGAGCUGGCCUUUUCCUUUAUCUACCUGGCCCAUCCCCGUUCUGUCACUGGCUUCUCCUGGAGGAAAACCAGCAAGUACAUGCCACGAGGGACGGUUUGUAAUGUUCUGCUCACCUGCUGUAAGGACAGUGUGUGUCGCCUCUGGGCUGAGACGCUGUUGCCAGGAGACAGCCUCCUGUCUGGUCACAAUAACAAUCAUGCUAGCCAACGCAGUGACUCACACAGAUGUGCUGACCCUUCUAGGAAAAACACCUGCAAUGGGAAGAUGCAAGGACGAACAACACAGGAAUUGAAUUUCCAGGACUCACUGCAAGCGUCCUUGUGUCGGGAUGUGCCCAUGCCCUCCCUCACUGGCUGCCUGCCUCAGCAUCAGAGCCGACACUACAAGCACAAGAGAGUCAGCAGCCAUAUGCCCCAUGCCAACGCUCUCUGCCACUUCCACAUUGCUGCCAGCAUCAACCCUGCCACUGACAUUCCUCUGCUGCCCUCAAUCUCCUCUCUGAGUGGUGUCGAUGACGAGGAAGCUGGAGGUCCUUUCACUGUCCACUGGCUCAACAACAAAGAGCUUCAUUUCACAUUAGCUAUGGAAGUCUUCCUGCAGCAAGUCCGAGGCAGCAUGGAGCAACAGAGCGAAGUCUCCAAUGAAGAACCUGAAGAUGAAGAUAACUUUGAUGAAGACGAUCAUGGUAGCAGGCCAGAUGACGAUCAGGGACCGGAUGCCGUGGAGCUUCCUCUGGCCGCGGUGAAGCACCAGGUGGACGUGCUGCUGGAGGAGUGGAAUAAAGGGGCAGACAUGUUGUUCAGUAUCCAUCCCAUGGACGGCUCCUUGUUAGUCUGGCAUGUGGACUGGUUAGAUGAAUACCAGCCAGGCAUGUUCAGACAAACUCAGGUGUCGUUUGUGUCCCGUAUCCCUGUAGCGUUCCCUACAGGAGAUGCAAUCUCCCUCAGCCACAGUGUGGUCAUGUAUGCCUGCAACAAGAAUGUGGAUCUGGCAAUCCAACAUGGCAGACAGAGACCGCCUGGGAGCACAUUGCCUCAAGCCAAAUCUGCUCUAAUAAGCUACGGAGGUCAAGGAAAAGCUGCACCCAGCAGUAGUCUUCGUCUGAGCAUUUUUACCCCCAACGUCCUUAUGAUCUCCAAACAUGCCGAUGGCUCCCUGAACCAGUGGGCCGUUAGCUUUGCAGAGGAUUCUGCUUUCUCCACUGUGCUCAGCGUCUCGCACAAGUCACGGUACUGUGGUCACCGCUUCCACCUCAAUGACCUGGCCUGUCACUCAGUGCUCCCUCUCCUCCUCACCACCUCACACCACAACGCCUUGAAGACACCCGAUGUAGACAGCAUCCUGGCUGCUCCAGAGGCCUGCCCCUCUGGUUUCCCUCAUUCAACAUCUUUACCCCAUCAGUCAAGGUCCAGCAGAGGGUCCCUGGGUGUUGUAUCCCAGGAUCCCAAUGCCAUCUACAGUGAGCUGAUUUUAUGGAGAGUGGACCCUGUGGGCCCACUGUCUUUUUCCGGUGGGGUUUCUGAACUAGCUCGGAUUAAUUCUCUCCACGCAUCAGCCUUUGCUAAUGUAGCCUGGCUGCCCACUCUCAUUCCAAGCAGCUGUUUAGGUGCAUACUGUAACUCUCCCAGCGCAUGCUUUGUGGCAAGUGACGGCCACUCACUCAGGCUGUAUCAGGCUGUUAUUGAAGCAAAGAAACUCCUGAGUGAGCUUUCCAACCCGGAGAUAUCAAAAUAUGUUGGGGAGGUCUUCAACAUCAUCAGUCAGCAAUCUACAGCUAAACCUGGGUGUAUAAUAGAGCUUGAUGCCAUCACUGGAUUUCAGGGGAAGGAGACCCAGCUCCUGCAUGUUUUUGAGGAGGAUCUGAUCCUCGGCAGUGAGAGAACAGAGAGCAAAUGGGAAACUCCUGAUCUUCCUAAUACUGGAUCUUGUGAGCCAGCCUUCUCAGCACGUUUUUUCCUUGUGGUGGUUGAAUUGACCCCGACAGGCCGCUCACUCCUCCACAUGUGGCAUCUCUAUAUUGCUGCUCUCCCCGUCACCAUGGAUGAGACCUCGUCAGAGACUAAUGCCACGCCAGCUUCUCCUUUGAACAGCUCCAGGUUUAGCUAUGACAUGUCCACUUCCCCAGUAGCUCAGAAAAGUAAACCCUGCACUUCCAAUCUGCAGAGCGCCUGCCGCCUUAGCCUCACAACUCACAAGCUGUACAGCAAAGAGAUGACUCUGCCUGAGGGAGUGGAAGCCAUCAGAGUUACACCCUCAGCAGGUCACCUGAGCGCGUCAUGUUCUCUGCCAGCCGGCCGUGUGCCUUACCUCCUUGCUACUUCCUGUUCUGACGGAACUGUCCGCUUCUGGCGAUGUAAUGUCAGUUCACCGAAGCCUUCUGGUGUAAAGGACUUGGUGUACCAGUGGGAGGAGUGGCCUCUUCUGGUGGAGGAGGGGCUUCCUAACAGCAGCGCAGUGAGCGUGCACGGUCGCCCCGUGGAGGUCAGCUGCUGCCACACGGGACAGAUUGCAGUUGCUUACAGGCAGACUCCAAACACCCCUCUGAGCUCAACACCUUAUCUGAACUCUCACGCACUGUUGACUUCUCCUCCCUCUCUAUCCUCCACCCCUUAUUUGCAUUACAACAACAACACCCACCUGACGCCAACCCUGACUGUACAACGCAGCCAUAACCUCACUCCAUGUCCCAACCCAGCAAAAGCUAGAGAACCAUCGUUCCACAUCACCAUCUUUCAGUGUGAGUCUACAGCAGGCUCACAGUGGAUUUUGGAUCAGACCUUAGUCCUGGACAGCAUAGAUGGAAUGGGUAGCAGCAUAAGUAACACAGACUUCUCUAAUGAGAACUGUCCUGGCUCUAGUAAUAAGAGCCUGGUUCAUUUGGACUGGGUCUCACAGGAAAAUGGCUCACAUGUUCUCACUGUUGGUAUUGGGACGAAGAUUUAUAUGUACGGUCGUCUCUCUGGGAAACCUCCAGAACUGGGCCUGUCAUCUGACGCCAGUAGAGACCAGCGCUCAUCCCGCUUGGUUCUGCUGCGGUCAGUCGAUCUGGUCUCCUCUGUUGAAGGCUCCUUACCUAUUCCAGUCUCCCUCUCCUGGGUCCGAGAUGGCAUCUUGGUUGUUGGCAUGGACUGUGAGAUGCACGUAUACUCACAGUGGCAACCCCCAACACCGCCAAAACCCAACACCACAACCGGCCAAGACACAGACAUCAGCAGCAGCGUGUCCUCCAUAAUCUCAGCAGUCAGACAGAGCCAGGAAGACGCCUUCAGUAACGGGGCCCCCAUGUCUUUGCUUGCCCCUCCCAAAAAGGCCCUGACCAGAUCGAUGAUGAGCCUGGCUCAGAAACUCAGCGGGAAGAGAACAGCUUACGACCUGCCGGUAGAGAUGGAAGACUCGGGGCUUUUCGAAGCGGCUCACCAACUCUUUCCCACGCUGCCUCAGUACCAUCCUGUACAGUUACUUGAGCUCAUGGAUCUAGGAAAGGUUUAUCGUGCCAAGGCCAUCCUGUCCCAUCUUGUGAAAUGCAUUGCUGGGGAAAUUGUGACACUUAAAGACAGUACCACCAACCCAGAGAAACGGGUGCGCUCUCGAACUAUCAGUGCCGGAGGCUGUACAGCCAGGGACCGCAAGAUGUUCAACAAAGCAGGGAACUCUACCCCUGACUACACGGAGAUCAGCUCCAUCCCUCCUCUGCCUCUGUACUCUCUCCUGGCUGCUGAUGAGGACACAUUAAAAAAACCUGAUAAAGUGGGCAGUGUGAGUGGAGAUAGUGGGCAUGGUUCCAGUCACACCGAUGCUUACGAUGAGCUCUUUCAAACUCCCAGCAUGGCGGACCUGGACCCUCUGGAUAAUGAUCAGGAGGAAGCAGGAAACAAGGUUAUUGACCUGUCCCAGUACAGUCCAACAUACUUUGGUCCAGAACAUGCACAGGUUUUGUCCAGUCACCUCCUUCAUUCCAGUUUGCCAGGCUUAACCAGCUUGGAGCAGAUGUCUUUGAUGGCGUUGGCUGACACUAUCGCCACCACAAGCACUGACUUCAAGGACAGCCAAGGCACCAGCAAAGGUGGAGAGACACUGGAUGAGUGUGGUCUGAAGUUUUUGCUGGCCGUCAGACUCCAUACCUUUCUCUCUACCUCCCUGCCUCCAGCUCACAGAGUGCAGCUUCUACGACAAGGCCUGUCGACGUGUCAUUAUGCCUGGGCCUUUCACUCUGAAGCCGAGGAGGAGCUGCUGAACAUGCUGCCUGCUUUACAGAAAGGAGAGCCCACCUGGCCAGAGCUGCGCUCCAUGGGUGUAGGCUGGUGGCUACGCAGCACCAACAAGCUACGCAGGUGUAUUGAGAAGGUUGCCAGGGCUUCAUUAAUGAAGAACAACGAUCCUCUGGAUGCAGCUAUUUUUUACCUCGCUAUGAAAAAGAAGGCGGUGGUCUGGGGAUUGUACAGGUCUCAGAAGAACGCCAAAAUGACAGAAUUCUUCCGAAACAACUUCAGUGAGGACCGGUGGAGGAAAGCAGCCCUGAAAAAUGCCUUUUCUCUGCUGGGGAAGCAGCGGUUCCAGCAUUCUGCAGCCUUCUUUCUCCUAGCCGGCUCCCUAAAGGAUGCUGUUGAGGUGUGUAUAGAGAAAAUGCAGGAUUUGCAGCUGGCCCUGGUGAUCUCCAGGUUGUAUGAGUCUGAGUUUGAGACUGGAUCCACCUACAAAAAGAUCCUCCAGAGACAUGUGCUGGGACAAGACAAACAGAUUCAAGCCAACCAGGACCCGUUCCUGCGUAGCAUGGCUCACUGGGUCCUGGAGGACUACAGCAAAGCCUUGGACACUCUACUCGAGCAGCCUGCUAACAGCACCAGCUCUGGGUCCACUGAGACCAAAUGUGACACUGGUUCCUCUCCUGUGUCUACAUGUAACCCUGAGGUUUUCAACUUUUACACCUACCUUCGUACCCAUCCGCUCCUCCUUCGCCGGCACUUAGGCUCCUCAGAAAAGGCUAAAGUUGGACUAACUGCUGAAGGUCGCAGGGCUGACUCUAUUAGCCUAGAGGAGAGAAGGCUGUUUUUCACAGCUGCAUAUGCACACCUGCAAGCUGGCUGUCCAAUGCUAGCACUUGAAGUCCUCUCCAAGAUGCCCAAAGUCCGCAAGCAUUCCCAAAACAUCAAACAGGAGGACACAGGUAUCGCUGCGGAACUAAGUAUCGGGAGCAAGACUGGUCAUGCAUCCGAUCACGAUUGGUCUCAGACAGCUCUGAACGGCUACGAGUCCGAUGGAAACAGCUUAUCCAACAGCCAGUCAGAUUCAGUGUUAAGCUUUGAUUGGAGCCAGCCAUCAAUGUCACUUCCAGAUGAGUCCCUGGAGCUCAAGUGGGACACUGACAAAGAUGAUGAGGAAGAUGAUGAAGAAGAAACUAAAAAUGGUGAAACUGGCAGAACUGCAGACAGCAGCAGUGUGUUUCAGGACACGCAAGAUGCCAUGUACCCCCUAAUGGAGACAGUGACUGAUGAGGACAGUGAGGACAGCAAUGACUUCAUAGCACCAUCUGAUGACAUCUUGGCCGCCCAGCUGAAGUUUACGGCCUGCUUGAAGAUUUUGACCAAUGAGCUCCGGACGCUUUCGACAGGUUAUGAACUGGAAGGAGGGAAGCUACGUUAUCAGCUUUGCCAGUGGUUGGAGAAAGAGGUGGUAGCUCUGCAGCGUUGCUGCAGCUACAAGCCCUGCCUGCCAGAGCUGUCAGUCCAGGCUGAUGCUCCUGUUUCUGGGUUGGUGGAGGAGGAACAGGCGGGGAGUUGUCGUGGUGGCAGCCAGAAGUGCAGGAGACACUGGCUGCAGAGUAACCAGCCCUUACUGAGGAUGUUUCUCAGCUACUGCAGCUUGCAUGGCUCACAUGGGGGAGGACUGGCCUCUGUUCGCAUGGAGCUCAUAUUGUUGCUUCAAGAGUCUCACCAGGAUGACUCCAUCCAAACAGCUGUGACGCCAUGUUCCCAACCAACAUCUAUCCCUCUCCUGAUGGCGUGCACAGCUAACCUGAAGACGGUGGUGGCCAAUCCCAUUAUCUACCUGACCAACCUUUCCCAUGAUAUCCUGCAGACCAUAAAUUCUUUCGAUUCUCCUCCACAUCCUGAUGUCAUCAUCAAUGAGAUCUAUGUGCUGCACACCCUGGCUGCCUCCUUGUCAGCCUGUAUAUACCAGUGUUUGUGUGAUGGACACACCCACAGCCAUGUGAACGAUUUCACAGGAACCGUGUAUCAGAGUGUUCUGCUGUCUCAGAAGCAGCCGAUAAGAACGCUCAGCAUGGAUGAGUCUGUUCAGCCCAACACCUCUCCUGCACAGUGGCCAGGUAUCGCGUCUCUGUUUCGCCUGUUGAGCUCAGCAGGUGAAGAGAGCCAGCCAGGCUUAGCUAUGUUGCUCUGUGAGAUCCUCACCGCCGUCUUCCUCAGUCUGUUUGUGCACGGCUUGGCCACCCACUCCAGCAAUGAGCUGUUCCGCAUUGUGGCCCACCCGCUCAACAGCAAGCUUUGGUCGACGGUGUUUGGAGGGUGCGCCCGGAUACCUGUCAUCGAGAAACCCACCAGCCCAACAAGAACACCUCCACAAGCCUCACCAAGCGGCUCUGACAAGAAGCCCAGACGAUUCAGACUGCGGUCAUCCCGCAGUGGAUCAAAAGAGGAGUCAGGGAUAGAGCAUGAGGGACCAUCUAGUCCAAGGCAUGUCCCUGUGGUGGAACAAGAAUCUCCCUCCAUCUUUAAAGAAAGAUUUGUACCUCCAGAUCUCAGCAUUUGGGAUUACUUUAUUGCCAAGCCUUCCCUGCCACCAUCAGAAAGCAGGAUUGAAUACGACUCAGAGGAGAGCCAGGGCAGUCAAGAUGAAGAUGAUGAAUUUGAAGAUGUGUUCGACCCCAACUCUCCUCAAAGAGAGCAUUCAAACCACAAUUCAUACAGCUGGUGUUUGAUGCGCCUGGCUAUGGUUCAGCUGGUGUUGGUCAACCUCAAAUCCUUUUACCCAAUGGCAGGAUAUGAUCUAUUAGAUCUGCCUGUGGGCUCUCCCCUGUGUCACGCUGUGCUGAAGACACUGCAGCGCUGGGAGCAGGUGCUGCAGAAAAGGCUGGAGAUUUUCGGGGGGCCCCCAACCAAGUACAUCUCCACCCACCUCAAUGACGAAGCAGUCGCGCCCGGUCCCGCCCUGCUCAGGCACAAAGCCCUAUUUGAACCGUCCAACACACCAUUCAGGACCAGCCACCCUUCAGCGCUGCCAGUGAAGCGUCUGUGGCAGUAUCUGGUCAAGCAGGAAGUAGUGCAGGAGACUUUCAUUAGGAACAUCUUCACAAAGAAACGGGACCCCAAUGAGUCGGGUGAGGACCAGACUGACAGUAUGAAAUGUUCAGGGAUGGAGGAGACAGGAAACCAUCAGACUGAGUCAGAUCUGGGCAGCCCCGGAGGAAAGGCACGCAUCAUCCACAAGGAGUCUGACAUCAUCACAGCCUUCGCCAUCAACAAGGCAAAUCGUAAUUGUUUAGUCAUGGCCUCCACCCAUGACAUUCAGGAGUUGGAUGUGUCAUCCAUCUUGGCCACACAGAUCCUGACAUGGAUCGAUGAUGAUGAUGCUGAAGCCAAAGGUGUUGGUGGGGAUGACUUCCUGGUGAUCCAUGCACGUGAUGAUUGCUCCGCCCUGCAGGGCACCACACCGUACACUCACAGCAGCCUGGGCACACCCAUCAACAUGCCGUGGCUGGGAGGUCUGCAGACGGGCCGGGGUGCAUCUGUGAUGAUCAAGAGAAAUAUCAACAAUGUGAGAAGAAUGACCUCCCAUCCCACACUGCCCUACUAUCUGACCGGAGCUCAGGAUGGGAGUGUGAGGAUGUUCGAGUGGGGUCACUCCCAGCAGAUCAUCUGCUUCAGAAGUCCAGGAAACUCCAGAGUCACCAGGAUACGGUUCAACCACCAGGGAAACAAGUUUGGUAUCGUAGACGCUGAUGGAGGUUUGAGUCUUUGGCAGACCAACACAAGCGGGAAUGCACCCAAACCGUACCUGACGCUGCAGUGCCACAACAAGACAGCUCACGACUUUGUCUUCGUGGGCUCCUCCUCCCUCAUUGCCACUGCGGGUCUUUCAACAGACAACAGAAACGUGUGUCUGUGGGACACUCUGGUGACUCCUGGAAACAGUCUUGUACAUGCUUUCUGCUGCCAUGAGUCCGGCGCCACCGUUCUCUCGAUGGCUCCCAGGCAGCAGCUCCUCAUCACAGGAGGGAGGAAAGGCUGGAUCAGCGUCCUGGAGCUUCCCCACAGGCUGCAGCGGCAGACCUUCCAGGCCCACGACUCGCCGGUCAAAGCCCUGGCUGUUGAUCCCACAGAGGACUGCUUUAUCAGUGGAUCAUCUGAAGGCAACAUUAAGGUUUGGAGCAUGGCCACACAGUCUCCGCUCUACAACUUUCCUAACGAACACGCUCGCCAGUCGCUCUUCAGGAACCUCGGCACGGGCGUCAUGCAGAUCGAGGUGGGACCAGCCAAUCACAUCUUCUCCUGCGGGGCCGACGGGACCAUGAAGAUGCGGAUCCUCCCUAACCGCUACAGUGUUGUCAACCACAACAACAACAACCACAGCAACCUCAAGAACGAUGUCAAGUACAUCAUAUAGAAAGACAGACAUAAGGUGUUGAAACAGUUUCAUAAUGUGAAGGGCAGUUUAUGAAGGGGCAAAGUUUCUUAGCGCAGGAAAUACCUGACUGGAGAUGUGGUCAUCAUGGGUUGACUUUUUUUUUUUGGGGGGGGGGGGGGGGGGGGGGGGGUGAUGCCGUGACAGAACAACAAUGUGAAGUGUUAUCAAACUGUUAAUGAAGGAGUUAAAGAUCUAAGAGCGUGUGAUAAGAUCCAAGGGUCCAAAAGUGAUCACAUCUGCCGUGCUUUGAGGGGGACACAAACUUUAAAGCAGACCAAACACAGGAGAGCCUCUUCAAGUGUUUUAAACUAUGGUGAAAGGCGCAGUGGGAACAGGGUAACGACUGAUGGCACAGUCCAUCAGAAUAAACUGAAAGAGACACAAAAACCCAACUGGGGAUUCUCUCAAACAAACUCAGUGUUUUUGUUUUUGCACAGAAAGCGAAGCUGCAGAACAGUGAGGAGUCUGUGGCUUUUCUCUUCUAAAGAAACACCACUUAGUUCAUAUUCCUUGAAGCCGUCGUGUUGGUGAAAGCUCUUGUGGAGUCACGGCUGGAAUUUUCAGGUGAUGAAACAAAGGAGGCUGUGCAUGCAGCGACUCGUAAAGGGACAAUAAGAAAUACCUGCAGAGUUUUGAACGCACCACAGGACAAUGCAACAUACUUGAGCCCGCUCAUCACAAAGCAGUAAGGCCAGUUAGCAUCGUACAAAGCACAGCGUACCCCGUCACAAGGACUUGCAGCACAUACUGGUGGUCUUCAUCUGUGGUUGGAAGAAGCAGAGGACCACACUUUAGAAAUCACAGGAGGUUAGAUUCAUAUCAGCGUUAUGUUUCAGGUCCAGUUUCAUAGUUAGUCUGAGGCCCUUAGCCAGCCUGACUUAAAAUGAACACAGCACACUUAGAUCUCACACAGGUAAAAGGAUAAAUACAACAUAUUCUUUAAACUUUAAGGCAAUAGUUCAGUUAUUUUUGCUUUCAGGUGGAGACGCUGUGUGAGAAAAGGUGCCCUCAUGUUUGUCUCUUGAAAGUGAAGUAGGAGGCAGCAGCUGGCUAGCUCAGCUCCAAGACUAAACAAACAGAGCCAGCUGUUUUGAGUCCAAGCUAAGCUAACCGGCUGCUGGCUGAGGCUUCACAGUUAUCAGGCUGGUAGAGGAGGGAUGUCACUCGCCGCGUCGAACUCUCCAAUAGAAAGCAAAAAAAAGGGGAAAACUUCCCACUAAAUUUAUUUAGAAAUGUUCCUUUAAUCGAGCUUGUUGGAAUUGUUGACGUGAAUAGACGUUUGUGCCCAACAUUUUCUCCGAUUUCUACCUGAACGCACCAUAUCUCUCACUCUAUUUGCACAUAAACAUUAAGCUAAAUGAUAUGUAGAGUAAUGCAUAUAACUAUAGGAGGCUGGAUGGAGGUAAAACAGUCAACACAUUUUGUAAUAAGAUAAGUGAAUAGAUUUAACCAGUGGUGGUAUUAUUGAUGUUAAGUGUCCUUAAUCUUUAAAAUAAACUAACUUCUGCCAGUACUGAAGUACUGUUAGUCCUGAUUCUAUUGAUUAUUGAUACUAAGUUGCACAAAUUAAGCUCUAGUUGAUAUGGGACACCAUAAAUAAUACCUUUCUCUGUCCGUGUAGUGUUUUUCUGAGCUGUAUAGUAAUAAGAAGCUUCAGGACAUGUAGCGGGAAACUUUGCUCUUGACAAUGGAAUAGGGGGAUUUGGGGUUGGGGCGGUUGUACAAAUUUUAAUGGAUACUCUUAUUUUGUUGCGGAAACGUUUUAUUCCAGUAACAACGCACUUCCAUUUCAUGAACUCUGAACUGUAGAGUCACCUUCCAUAUGCACCAUGGUUUAAAACCAAGCCUUUGAGAUAAUAUCGUUUGCCUUGCUGUUCUCUUAAUUUGACAUUGCAGGCUUGCUCUUUUUUGCAAUAAUCAUAGUAAUUAAACAAUUUUUUCUUUUUUUUUCUUUACAUAUCAUCCAAAUGUAGCACAAUGCCUUCAGUUGAUGCUUGAACACUGUAUUCUUGGUUGGUGUGCAGAAUGAUUCGUCUUCCACAAUAAUAAGGAGGGCGUUCAUUCAAAGUAUAAAAGUUGAGUCUGAAGGAGGUUAAUCUGUUCAGCUAGAAAACCCAUAGAGCCACGGCGUGCGGCUGUAGGAAAAGAAAGGAACCUCAGCUUUGAUUUGAGGAGAGAAACUGAGGAAAAGCUUUCAGAUGAAGCAGCUUUAUCACAAUGAUGUGUGUGUGUAUAUUUAUAUAAAUCAUAGACUAACUUCUCACAGUGACUGAAUAAUCAGAACGAGUAGUUGCAGAUGAACAGUUGGUAACCACGAAAGCCACUUUAUGAAGAAUAUUCUGUGUACAAAUCAAGGUGUAUGUUUGAAAGAAGUUCAUAUAUUGGAUUAUAGACUGAUGACGAGGCGGGAUUCAUCUCAUCUCAUCUGCUUUUUUUUUCCCCUCUUAAAGUUUUGUUUUUUCUCAUGUUUUUCCUGAGGUUUGCUUGAAAAGCCACUUUCUUUGUUUCCACCACAAAUCAAAGUGGAACAUUCUGUGUACAUCUGCAGGAAUUUUAGAAUAAAAUCAUUUUUUCAAAUUCAAACGUAUUUACUUCUACAGAAACCGGGGGGACAAACACACAUUUUCUCGAAGCAACCGCUUCAAAAAACAAAACAAACAAAAAAGACAUGCCGUGGAACAAUUGUUUUUAACAGCAUUAGUGUGUCAGAGUGCAGUUAACACGAGCAGAUGCUUAAUCCAAAUGAACAAAAUCAUUCACAUUCAGCUAUUCCUUUCUUCCCUCUGGAAUCUUGCAAAUGUGAAUUUGAUCAGAUAAGUCUAAUUUUAUAAUGAAGAUAUCGUGUAAAUCCAUGUAUUAUAUACAGAACAUGUAAUGAUGUAAUAAAAGAUGAUGUAACGAG
Messenger RNA from Labrus mixtus (cuckoo wrasse), 12714 nucleotides. It is a transcript of the gene dmxl1, whose product is annotated as dmX-like protein 1. Gene Ontology annotation, biological process: vacuolar acidification. The record is from RefSeq and is a predicted model, not a curated record. Gene Ontology annotation, molecular function: protein binding. The transcript has 51 exons. Bases 489 to 9791 code for a protein of 3100 amino acids. Gene Ontology annotation, cellular component: RAVE complex. NCBI's taxonomy places the organism in Eukaryota, Metazoa, Chordata, Actinopteri, Labriformes, Labridae.